This is a messenger RNA of Gallus gallus (chicken), 3213 nucleotides long. It is a transcript of the gene SERPINF1, whose product is annotated as serpin family F member 1. The record is from RefSeq and is a predicted model, not a curated record. NCBI's taxonomy places the organism in Eukaryota, Metazoa, Chordata, Aves, Galliformes, Phasianidae. Gene Ontology annotation, biological process: negative regulation of endopeptidase activity; positive regulation of neurogenesis; negative regulation of angiogenesis. Bases 1810 to 3060 code for a protein of 416 amino acids. The transcript has 9 exons. Gene Ontology annotation, molecular function: serine-type endopeptidase inhibitor activity.
GGGCUGGAGAGGCAGCAAAAAGCAGAUGUGGCUGCGCUGAGCCUGCACUGUCCCCGGCUCACACUCACUGGGAUCCUGCGGCAGUGGCGGCCGAGAGGAGCCCAAGGUAAGGGGCAGCGGAGGCUGCGUGUGCUGCCCACCUCGGCAGCCAGCAGCCAAGGAAGCAGAGGGCACAAGGAUGAGGCUGGGGGCUUCUGGGUGGGUCCUGGGGCACAGGCGUCAAACAGCGGCACUCCCACCAGGUGAGCAGCAUCACCAAAGGUUGGGAGGCAGCAGCAUCCUUGGGCACCGCUGUGCUUCUAGAGCAGAGCUGUGCUCAGGGAGUGGGACUCCUUUUCUCCUCCCUUUUCUGCCCUGCCAGUACCUGUGCUGCAGCUGGGAAGAGGCUUUUUCUUUUUGCAAAGGUGACAGUUUUGGUGGGAGUCAAAUCCUCUAGAUCUAACAGUUGCACGAUGCUUCAGAAGCGGUCAGUGCUGAGGGGUGGAGCGAUCCCAGAGAGCAGUCUGAACUCACCAGCGCUGUUUCAUAGGACCCCUAAAAUCAGAAGUAUUUGUAAAUGAUUUAAGACUUGCAUCACUAUAGAAGGAAAGCAAACCAUUUCACUCAGUGCCUGCAGGCCUUCACAGAUAGACAACUCCCGGCACAAAGUUCCUCCUCAGCUCAUUUAUCAACUCUUUCUUUCUGUAUCUUUCUUACUGUAACAUCACACUCUGCAUGCUGUUGCUCCUUCUCUUCUUUCUAAAGGCAGCUACAGAUUUCAAUAGCACUCCUGAAACCAUCCCACCUUUGCUCCACCAAAUUCUUCCCUCUCGCAUUUCUGGCCGCGUGCUAAAGGACGUGCAAAUAGAAUCCAGAUGUUCAGACCAAUACAAGAGCAAAAAGGCUUUGUCUUUCUAAAAUGGAAAUUGUUUUUUUGGCAAACUUUGAGAAAUGUGAAGCUGGCGACAGCACUGGCAAAAACAAUACAAAUCUGCAGAACCAAUCUCCGCUGCUGUGCUCCCAGGAGCUCGGUAUGGUUGGAAGGAGGGAUUGUGUUGAGCUUUUUCUUUUUCAAGAGAAAAGGUUACCGUCAAUGGAAAACCUUCAUCUCCAGACUGGACUGUGCCAAACCUCUUCUGCUCAGCAUGCGAGAACUGCUUGCUGCAGGCAUCCUCACCGAGCCCUGCCUGUGACCUGCUCUUAGAUGCACACAGAGCUUCUCUGUUUCAGCACGGUGCCUGUUCAUUUUAGAGCUCUGCAACAAUACAAGCAAUCCCAGCACUGUACCCACUAUCAUAGCACCAAACGCGUUGGUUUCUUCCAGCAUAGUAAAUCCUCUUGAUAGAGUUGCAUUUCCUGCACCAGAAAAAUCUCAUCUGCUCGACGGCUGGUAUAGCAAGAAGCCACAAGGUACAAGAGCACAGGGAGAAGAAAGUACUACCUCUAUGUUACACUGCCUAAACAUAUGUGAAAACUUAUGACCUCCACUGUGAUACGGCUUUCUCCAAGGCAGAACUACCUCCAGAAGAAAAGGGUUUUGGCAAGAAAGAGCAGCAGUGAACUGCCUUUCACUGAAGGAAAGCCUCAGCCUGAGCACACCAGGUCCUGACCCGUGGCUGUUGUAGCCACGUGGCUUUAAGUUGUAUUUCUACUAGUAGGCGUAUUUCCUUUAUAGCUGCAGUUAAUCUGAAACACAUGUUCUUUCUGCUGCUUCGCUGGAUGCCUGGAUCACAGGGAUCUGGCUGGAAGAGUCACAGAUGCCAACAGCGGAGUGAUUAAAAGUGGAUUCUACAGAAGGAACAAGCUUAACAGCUUUGGAUAGGUUCAGGCAUGCAGAUUCCAGCGGUUCUCCUUCUCCUGGGUCUUCUAACCAUCCCAAGUAAAUCCCAGAACUCACCUGCUGGGCAGAACUCUCCAACCACUGAUGGAACUGUCGGUGAGGUUGAAGAGGAAGAUCCAUUCUAUAAGACCCCUAUAAACAAGCUGGCAGCUGCAGUCUCCAACUUUGGCUAUGACCUGUACCGCCAGCAAUCCAGCCGGACAGCCACUGCCAACGUGCUGCUGUCUCCAUUCAGCCUGGCUACUGCUCUUUCUGGUCUCUCACUCGGGGCUGGAGAACGAACAGAAGAUGUGAUUUCUCGUGCCCUCUUCUAUGAUCUACUUAACAAAGCUGAGGUCCACAACACCUACAAGGACCUACUGGCCAGUGUGACUGGGCCAGAGAAGAGCUUGAAAAGUGCCUCCCGCAUCAUCGUGGAGAAAAGACUGAGAGUGAAAUCUACUUUCCACAGCCAACUAGAGAAGUCCUACAGAAUGCGUCUGAGGGCGCUAAGUGGCAAUACCCAGUUGGACCUCCAGGAAAUCAACAACUGGGUACGGCAGCAGACAAGGGGAAGGAUUCUGCGGUUCAUGAAAGACAUGCCCACAGAUGUCAGUAUUCUCCUUGCUGGGGCUGCUUACUUCAAGGGGACUUGGAAAACCAAGUUUGACACCAAGAGGACUGUCCUGAAGGACUUCCAUCUGGAUGAGGACAGAACUGUGCAAGUGUCCAUGAUGUCAGACCCCAAAGCCAUACUGCGAUAUGGUUUUGACUCAGAGCUCAACUGCAAGAUUGCCCAGCUGCCAUUGACAGAAGGAGUCAGCGCCAUGUUCUUCCUGCCUACGAAGGUGACCCAGAAUAUGACUCUGAUCGAGGAAAGCCUCACUUCUGAGUUUGUUCAUGAUGUAGACAGGGAGCUGAAGACAGUGCAUGCUGUACUAAGCUUGCCCAAACUGAAGCUGAACUACGAAGAGGCACUUGGCAACACUGUAAAGGAGACAAGGCUCCAGUCACUUUUCACAUCACCUGACUUUACUAAGAUUUCUGCCAAACCUAUUAAGCUAUCUCAUGUGCAACACAAGGCAAUUCUGGAGCUUAGUGAAGAUGGGGAAAAAUCCACACCAAAUCCUGGAGUGAAUGCUGCUCGUCUGACCUUCCCCAUAGAGUAUCAUGUGGACAGACCAUUUCUUCUUGUGCUGCGAGAUGAUACCACUGGAACCCUCCUCUUCAUUGGCAAAAUCCUGGACCCCAGAAGUGUUUAGAUUCCUUCACAGUAAUCUGCAGUGGUAGUGCUCGAGUGGAAAGGAUGGUACUGGGAGAGAUACUGACUCCCUGCUCUGCUGCACAAAGACACAACUUGCAAAUCUUAUGCCUUUAUGCUGCAAUAAAAGAGCUUUUGCUAUUACUCUCCACAA